AUGCGUGGGAAAAGUGCGACAGGUCGCAAGUGGGAGCAGGACGGACGAGCCUUGCAGUGUGCUGACGAUGAGCUGAAGAGGGACAGGAAGUUCCUCCUGAAGGCCCUGGCGAACCGACCCCAGGCCCUGGAUUUCGUGCACCAGUCCCUGCGUUUCGACCCCGAGCUUGUGAAGAUCGCACUCGGACAAGAGUAUCACCCACCAAAGUCGCCCACAUCUCCUAAGGAGAGGGCGCAGAGCCCGGGCUUCGCCCCGAAGCCGAAGCCUCGGACCCGACGCUCGAGGAGGGCGAUGUCGCUGGAGCGGAUGGAACGGGAAAGGCAACGCAAAGUGCAGCAGGCUCUGGAGCUGGCCAAGCAGCGCCCGCAUUCGGCUCCGGAGGAGGGAGCGGACGAGCUCAGGCCGGAGCCUGCGUCCGAACCGCCGGAAGGAUGA
This is a messenger RNA of Symbiodinium natans, 435 nucleotides long. The record is from the annotation of a GenBank genome assembly. NCBI's taxonomy places the organism in Eukaryota, Dinophyceae, Suessiales, Symbiodiniaceae.